Messenger RNA from Scylla paramamosain (green mud crab), 1354 nucleotides. Its product is annotated as glutamate receptor ionotropic, kainate glr-3-like. Gene Ontology annotation, cellular component: plasma membrane; postsynaptic density membrane. Gene Ontology annotation, molecular function: transmitter-gated monoatomic ion channel activity involved in regulation of postsynaptic membrane potential; glutamate receptor activity. Bases 17 to 1354 code for a protein of 445 amino acids. The transcript is spliced from 8 exons. NCBI's taxonomy places the organism in Eukaryota, Metazoa, Arthropoda, Malacostraca, Decapoda, Portunidae. Gene Ontology annotation, biological process: modulation of chemical synaptic transmission; synaptic transmission, glutamatergic. The record is from RefSeq and is a predicted model, not a curated record.
AGAAGGGAGUGACGUGAUGGUGGCCAUGGAGGAGAACCACAGUCAUCUGGCGGUGAUGGAGCCAGACCCGAAGGCCCCGGGCGGUGUGAGGCUGCAGUUCGAGGGCUUCAUGAUCAACGUUCUUGCGUAUCUGGCACAAGGACUCAACUUCUCGUACACGUUCAGGCGACCUCCAGACAGAGCAUGGGGCGUGAAGCUGAGGAACGGCUCCUUCACCGGCAUGGUGGGCCAGGUGCACAGAGAGAGAGCAGAUGAAAGAGCCGGGCAGGGCCUCAUUCACUGCACGGUUACUGACGCUCUGCAGGAUGUGAAUCUCGGUCUGGGACCCUUCGCCAUCAAUGCCGCGCGCUACGAGGCCGGGGACUUUACUUGGCCCAUCAACUUCAUGGUCGUUAAGGUGCUCGGAGGUCGCGGGAGCCCAGAAGUGGAUCCCUGGGGCUUCCUACUGCCCUUUGACCCGUGGGUGUGGGCAGCGCUGUUCUCUUUCUUCUUGCUGCUCUCCGUCACCUCCUACUUCCUCUCCACCGUGUUCUCCAAGAAAGGCUCCAAGAAAGAAGACUUUGCCACAAAAAACCUCCAUUUCAUAGGCAUUAUGUUUCGUCAGUAUAUCCCUUUCACAUUCCACGCUGGAUUAAUGCUAGCAAUUCAAUACGUCUUACUAAACCACACUGCAUCUCUUGGCCCGACAGCCAUGUGGGUGGGUGAGGGCGGGUGUUGGUGGCAGCGCGUGGUGCUGGGCGUGUGGAUGCUGAUGACCAUGGUGCUGACGAGGAGCUACGAGGGCAACCUUAUGUCGCUGCUGGCCGUGAGACACCUGCCCCAGCCCUACCAGACCCUCAGGGACGUGGUGGACGACCCCUCGGUGGUCAUGGUCUGGGAAAAGCAAGGAGCACCCAUGCUGGCGGUGAUAGACGCCACUUUCGGGAUCUACGAGGUGAAGAAAAAGGAGGAGCAGGGACGCCUAAAGGUACUUCAGCGCAUUGACUAUGACUCCAUCCUGGACGAGGUGAUCAGGCAGCAUAAGGUAAUCAUCGACUAUGACUUGGUGACGACCGGGACCAUAAGCAAGCACUUCUCUCGCACAGGUAACCAAGAGGAGGUUGUGUGUGGACUGAAGCUGUUAAUAUCAGACAUAACAUCAGUUCAGCGAGUCACCAUUUCCACAGGGCGAUGUGACUUGUAUGUCGGGCAUGGGAAUAUUCUGGCUCAGCCCAUCGCCCUUAUGAGCCAGAAGGACAGUCCUCUCAUCCCCGCCCUGAACGAGAGGAUUACUUCCAUGAGCUAUGCUGAUGGUCCUUGCGGGGGGCCUGGUGGUGGGUCUUGCCGUUCUGUGCCUGGAAGUGGUGGUCGCUAG